GAGGCUGAGGCGAAGGCGGCAGUUGCCUAGCCGGUGACGGUGCUCCCCCGGACCCCCUUUCAGGCCCCAUGGAGGCGGCGGCGGGCGGCGGCUGCGGCUCUGGGCCGCCGCUGCUGCUGAGCGAGGGCGAGCAGCAGUGCUACUCCGAGCUCUUCGCGCGUUGCGCCGGCGCCGCAGGCGGGGGCCCCGGGUCCGGGCCCCCUGAGGGCGCCAGGGCCGUCCCUGGCGCGGCCACCGCAGCCGCGGGCCCUGUGGCCGACCUGUUCCGGGCGUCACAGCUGCCCGCGGAGACGUUGCACCAGAUCACAGAACUGUGUGGUGCAAAGCGGGUUGGUUAUUUUGGUCCAACACAGUUUUACAUUGCCUUAAAAUUGAUUGCUGCAGCGCAGUCUGGCCUCCCUGUACGGAUAGAGAGUAUUAAAUGUGAACUGCCACUGCCUCGCUUUAUGAUGUCAAAGACCGAAGCUGAAAUACGAUUUGGGAAUCCGGCUGAACUGCAUGGAACUAAGGUUCAGAUUCCAUAUUUAAUCACAGAAAAAAAUACCUUCAAAAGAAUGGACGAUGAGGAUAAACAGCAGGAAACACAGUCUCCCACGAUGUCACCCCUCGCCUCCCCUCCUUCUUCUCCGCCUCAUUACCAGAGGGUGUCCUUGAGCCAUGCCUACGGCAAACUGCGGAGCAGCUCGGAGCAGAUGCAUCCAGCUCCUUAUGAAGCUAGACAGCCCCUUGUUCCACCUGAAGGACCCUCGUCGGGGGCCCCAGGAGCCAAGCCCCCUCGCCAUCAGGCUUCCCUUAUUCGGUCCUUUUCCGUGGAGAGAGAACCGCAGGAUAACAACAGUAAUUACCCAGAUGAGCCCUGGAGGAUAACAGAAGAACAGCGCGAGUACUAUGUCAAUCAGUUCCGAUCCCUUCAGCCUGACCCCAGUUCCUUCAUUUCAGGUUCUGUGGCCAAGAACUUCUUCACCAAAUCAAAGCUUUCCAUUCCAGAACUCUCCUACAUAUGGGAACUGAGUGAUGCCGACUGCGAUGGAGCCCUGACCCUGCCUGAGUUCUGUGCUGCUUUUCAUCUCAUUGUGGCCCGGAAAAACGGCUACCCGCUGCCUGAGGGCCUGCCUCCGACUCUGCAGACAGAGUACCUGCAAGCAGCUUUUCCUAAGCCCAAGUGGGAGUGUGCAUUAUUUGAUUCUUACUCUGAGUCAAUGCCUGCAAACCAACAACCCCGUGACUUGAAUCGGAUGGAGAAGCUAUCUAUUAAAGACAUGGCUGACUUUCCUGUCCCAACCCAAGAUGUGACUAGUGAUGACAAGCAAGACAAAACACGUGUAGGUUUGAAAAGUACUACAGAUGAAGCCUUACCAAAGGACACGUCUGAGGACCAAGGUGGCAGAAGUCUCUCCCUGGCCUGUGCUUCCACUGUGGCUGGUGGUGGUGAUGACAAUGGUGAUGCCACUUCUAAGGAUUCCAACAGCCUCAAAGCAAGACCAAGAUCCAGAUCUUACUCUAGCACCUCCAUAGAAGAGGCCAUGAAAAGGGGCGAGGACCCUCCCACCCCGCCACCGCGGCCACAGAAAACCCACUCCAGAGCCUCCUCCUUGGAUCUGAAUAAAGUCUUCCAGCCCAGUGUGCCAGCUACUAAGUCAGGAUUGUUACCUCCACCGCCUGCGCUCCCUCCAAGACCUUGUCCAUCACAGAUUUCCCAUCUCAGGGUAAACAGUAAGCGCAGUGCUCAGCCCAGGCCUCCAACUCAGCUGCCUAACUAUGGAGAUUUCAGACUGCAGAAACAGUCUGAACAAACAUCUGAGGCUGAAAUACACCCCCAGCUGAACAGAGCCCCCUCCCAAGCUGCAGAGAAUAGUCCAACAAAGAAGGAUGUACCAUAUUCUCAGCCUCCAUCAAAGCCCAUCCGAAGGAAAUUCCGACCUGAAAACUCAGCUACAGAAAGCCAAGAGACUUCUACCACUGUUGGCGGGCCAGCAUCGGCAGCGACAGUGAAACCCCAUGCGGCAGUCCAAAAACAGUCUUCCAAACAGAAGAAGGCUAUUCAGACUGCCAUCCGCAAAAAUAAAGAGGCAAAUGCAGUGCUGGCCCGGUUGAACAGUGAACUCCAGCAGCAGCUCAAGGAGGUUCAUCAAGAACGGAUUGCAUUGGAAAACCAAUUGGAACAACUUCGUCCAGUCACUGUGUUGUAAUCCCUGAGAUUCAAGUAACAGUGGGUGACUUUUUCUGCCAAGAUCUUUCCUGUGAAUGUUUCAACCCAACUACUUGUCAUAGAUGUCCAAGACUGUGUGAAAAGCUGUGAGCAGUGGAAUAUAAUCCGUAUUUCCUUUUCUCUUGUAGUUCCCUUGUAUGUUUUACUCUGGUGGAAAAAAUACAACCGGUUAUCACACUUGAAAUUGUAAUUAUCGGUGGAAUUUAUCUCCCCUUCUUAAGUACUUCCUCAAGUUGUUAGAUGUUGCUCCUUACCAAAAACCAAUCUUCUAGCAAAUGGAAACAAGUUAGAGCAUUAUUUAUUUAAAGAAUUUAUGAUUUGUAUAAAACCUCAUAACCUAGUACCUUCAGGAUGCUUGUUUUAUUUUUGUAUGUAUAUCAAAUACAGUAGGUUGGUUUCCUGAAUAAUUGGGAUUCCAACUGGAUAGUCUUUGGCAUGAUGAUAAUAAAAACAAAAACUAAAACAAGAGCAUCACAUUUAGACUGGCACUGUGCCCUCCGCCACCAUAUGCCAAAAACCGCUUCUCUAGUGCCAUUUUGACAUUAUAUCUAGCUAUAAAUAAUACGUAACUAUUGUUUUGUGUUGAAUGGCAGAGAUUUAUUGGGUCUUUGCACCUCUGUAAAGUGGAAGUUUUGUCAGUGAUCUAUUUAACUUGGCCCAGCUAGGCCAUUAACUCACAGAACUCAGUCCUUUCAUGUAAAUUUUUGGGCAAGAGCAAUCUGCUUUUUGAACUGCCUCGCCCAAUCAAAUUGAACAAAUAGUUGCCAGAUCUCUACUUUUAUCCUGCAUGGGAUAACAUAUCUGUAAAUGCAUGUAUUUGGAAGCCGCCCUUCAGAUGCGAAAGGCUGAAGAGAUUGUUUGGUCUGAUAAAUAUUUAUUGCUUGAACCCAGGUAUUCAACCUGGGGAAGAAGGAGAACUGGUUGUUACCAACAGUCCAACAACUCUGGUAGUUAUUUUUGUCUCUGUUAUUUUAACCCGGAUUGUGAUUCUAUUGAGUACGAAGAAAUAAUGAAAGAAAACGCAUCUUCACUCUGGACGUACAACUGUCCGUUCUGUGUGAAGUGUACCCUGGGGAAGUGGUUCGUUUAUGUAUGGUCCAGCAGAGCCCAACUGACUCCAGUGUAUGUGUUGUAAAACUAUGAGCUCAUACUGCAGAAGCCAUAUGCUGUAGAAACUUUGAUCACUUGCUCCCCCUGAAAACUCAAGUUGAAAGUGGGAAAUGAUCGACUCUCACAGGGGUCAGGGCAUGCCUGCUUUAACAUCACUUGGAGAGACUGAUUACAAGAAAUGCUGUCUCUUGUGCAUUUUACUGAUUUACCCAUUCUUGCAGUAGAGGGGUAUGGUGUGCCUACGGUCCUUUCUGAAGUGCUUUAGGAUAGAGAGGCUUGCAGUAUGUGGGACUGAGCCCUUGUUUCAGUAGAUUGAUGGCUCUUAGAAUAAGUAGGCAUUUAAUGCUUCCAUAUUUUAUUUGCAAGCUUUAUCAAUAGCUUAAUGACAGAAGAGAAAGGCUCAAACAGACGAUGUUUUCCUGAAGAAAAACAGCUUGGUGGUUCUAUUCUGUGCAUAUUAAAGGAUUUUGAAUUGAUUUGAGUUUGAAAAUCAAAAAACUUGAACUAUUUCUCUAUUCUCCCUUUCCUUCUCUUUUGGUUGCCUUCUCUGUCCCUCUGGAAGGUGUCUGGAAUCAUUUAAAACCCUUCCUAAGAUUAUAAAUGGGUGGUGCAAAUUUUUUAGGUAACCUCUUUUCCCAUAUUCUGAGACCUGGGGGCCGUAACGAAUUUUAUCAACAGUGUCCUCACUGCAGACAUUUCACAGCAUGUUUACCAUUUGUAAUAUUCCAUCCAGGAAAGACUAACAUAUGCACUUCAUCUCAUAAUCUUCUAGGACAUACACCCUCACUCGAGAUAGCGCUGCAUAACCAUUAAGCAGGCAUACAAACGAAGGAAUGUUAGUCUUCAUUAUACAUUUAAGAAAUGUUGAGAUAUUUUCCCCCUAUCAAGUCCACACCAGAGUGAGACAAAUUAGGAUGUUGGAGUUUUGUUUACUUGGCUUGGUUUUCAUUAAAGGAACAAACUCGCAUUGGACAUAAAGCCCCAUGGGUCACGUAGUGUCACCCAUAUUUUAAGAUGAAUGGUGCAUUAGAGCCCACGUCAGUAAUGUCUAGGCGCGACUUUCUUGACUGCACUUAACAGUGACCGCAGUUUUAUUAGUUGUUUAGAAGUGGAUUAAAAAAAAAACAAAUGCACACUAUUAUGAUUACUUGACUAGUGCUCAUCUGCUGUUCCUCUGUUUUCUUAGGAUAUGCACUUUUAAUUUAGGAUUAUAACUCCUGUUAAUGUUCCUGUGAGCCUUUAAUGUGAUUUGUAGGAAGGCUGAGUUCUUGAAAUCCCCAUUAGCCCUCUUCUAUAAAACUACGCCCAGAUUAGACCCGCUUGUUGGGCAGAAUUCAAUGGACAGAAGGCUGGUGUUGCCCCCGUCCAGGGAGGUUUCAUAAGCUUGUUGCUGAGUGCUCCUCCUCCAUAGGGUCCUGGAGCCCCACAGCAGAACACGCAGCAGGAAUUGACAGCAGGCUUCCUGCUACCCACGUGUGGCAUUACUGCUUUUGCUGCCUCCCUGUCCAGCAGACGUGAAGCCAAAGCAAAAGGCAGAUAUGUGGAAUGGAAGUGCAUGUUGUAAUUGAGGCAGAUACUUGCAUUUGCUUUAGUUGGAAAGAUCUAGCCCCUUUAUAAAUAUCAGAGAGGUUCUUUGGACCUAAUCAGGACAGGAGACAUUGUAGCUGGAAGUCCAUUUACUCUCAUUGGAGAAUAGGAUGACCGAGGGGAGGCGACAUGGACCCGUCUCCUGCAGUUUGCUCGUGGGGAAGCCGCAUUUUCUAGCCCGAGAAUCCAUAGAAGGAGGUAACUAGUGGCAGAGUUGGGAUGCCAGCUAAUCUUAGGGAUUCUAAGUCAAGUCCUCUAGCCUCUAGCAGUACUAAAAAUAGAUUAGAAGGGUUUCUUCUAUUUACCAUGCUGAAUUUUAUUUACUUAGUAGGUUUUAAAGUAUGAAAACAUGUUUCUUCAGUGAGUUUUAUAUCUAGAUAUUUCUCUUGGAUUGAAGCAAAAAAUAAAAUUUGAAGGGAAAGAGUAUGAUUGAACUAUUUGUUCUUCUGAACACCUCACCUUUCAUGAUGCAAUCAAUUACUCUGAGUUUCUUGGCAGAACUUUUGACAGCUGUUGCUUUGAAUGGAUUCCAUUCCUGUAUUCCUUAUGGGCGUUUGUUUUUAAAAUAGACUACUGCGAUUGAAAUGAAUUCAGUAUGUAGUAAGUUACAGUUUUCUUCGAUAUACAGUUAUGUGGGUUGCAAAUGUUCGAUUUCAGCAUAUUUUAGGGGGAGUAGUAAAAAACACGAAGUGUCCUUUGAUUUCCUACCCAUGUCUGAAAGUAUCAUAAAGCACUCUUCAUAUGUGACUUGAUUCUAUAGUUUGCUUAUAAAUGAUAACUUGUUUCUUAAACGAUCUCACAAUCAUGGUAAUAGAUGGGGA
Molecule: messenger RNA, 5727 nt
Organism: Hyaena hyaena (striped hyena)
Lineage: Eukaryota; Metazoa; Chordata; Mammalia; Carnivora; Hyaenidae
Gene: REPS2
Product: RALBP1 associated Eps domain containing 2
Exons: 20
Coding region: 69-2189 (706 amino acids)
Biological process (GO): endosomal transport; endocytosis
Cellular component (GO): cytoplasm; plasma membrane
Molecular function (GO): calcium ion binding; protein binding
Source: RefSeq, a predicted model, not a curated record